Candoia aspera is the source of this 978-nucleotide messenger RNA. RefSeq names its product mediator complex subunit 10 (gene MED10). Gene Ontology annotation, cellular component: mediator complex. Gene Ontology annotation, biological process: positive regulation of transcription by RNA polymerase II. The transcript is spliced from 4 exons. Lineage: Eukaryota; Metazoa; Chordata; Lepidosauria; Squamata; Candoiidae. Bases 138 to 542 code for a protein of 134 amino acids. Gene Ontology annotation, molecular function: transcription coregulator activity. The record is from RefSeq and is a predicted model, not a curated record.
CUUCCUUGAGCCGGAAGAGGAAAUGGUGCUCCAGCGUUCAUGGCCGCGCUCCUAGCAACGUAGGGACCGGUGCAGCGAAAGAGGUGGUCGCGGAGGGUUUCUCUCCGGUUCCGAGGGAUGCUCUCCGGUUCCGAGGGAUGGCGGAGAAGUUCGACUCCCUGGAGGAGCACCUGGAAAAGUUCGUGGAAAACAUCCGGCAGCUGGGCAUCAUUGUCAGCGACUUCCAGCCUAGUAGCCAAGCGGGACUCAGCCAGAAAUUGAAUUUUAUGGUUACAGGCUUGCAAGAUAUUGACAAGUGCCGACAACAGCUUCAUGAUAUCAGCGUGCCUUUGGAAGUCUUUGAAUACAUAGAUCAAGGUCGUAAUCCCCAACUAUAUACUAAAGAAUGUUUGGAAAGAGCUUUAGCUAAAAAUGAACAAGUGAAAGGUAAAAUUGAUACCAUGAAGAAAUUCAAAAGUCUGUUGAUUCAGGAACUGACUAAAGUGUUCCCAGAAGACAUGGCUAAGUACAAAGCUAUUCGGAGUGAAGAUCCUUCUCCAUAAUUACAUUUUCUUUUGUCCUGCUCUCCCUUCCAGACUCUGGUGAUAAGUUUGUAUGAUGAUAAUUGACAGCUUGAGGAAUGAAAAUGUGUUCAGCUGAAAUGCUGAUUAAAUAUUGUAUCUCUUGGCCUGGUUGGAAGGUGAUUCUUUUGUGCUACAUCUGCAGUCUUUAAGACUUUUUAGGAGAUCCAAAAAGAAGCCAGAAAUUCAAAAAAUCUUCUCUUUAAUGUGACAUGAAGCCUGUCUAUGAACUGAAAGCUAUCUCCUUUGCAUCUUGUAAAUACUACACGAAGUAAGGUGGCUCAGGACUGUGGUUGUAAAUUUGCAACUUACACAAAGUGAGGUAGUAGUAUAAAUGUGCCAUUAUUUCCUUUGAUUUCUAAAAUAUUCUUUUGAAUAAUUAGUUUCUAGUGUGACCUCUUUUUGCUAUGUUUUGAUC